Messenger RNA from Ciona intestinalis (vase tunicate), 5039 nucleotides. NCBI's taxonomy places the organism in Eukaryota, Metazoa, Chordata, Ascidiacea, Phlebobranchia, Cionidae. The record is from RefSeq and is a predicted model, not a curated record.
UUUGAAUACUCCACAGGUAUUUAGUUGUAUAGUGUGAUUACCUUAAACAAACAUAAGGCUUCAGGAAUAUAAUACAAUACAAGAUAACCUUAAGGUGCUUCAAAUAUACGAUACUUUGUAACAGACAUUAUCAAUACUGGUGAUUCAAACGAAUAUAAUGAUUUUCGUGAACCAGUGAAUUUCGCUGUUUGUCCGUAAUAUGACGAAUGGACAAUAGUUCUGAAAAGAAGAUGGCCCCGGCCCUUCACAACACUGAGCACGAGCCUGACACAAUUAAACAUUGCUUCAAGUUGCCUCCCGACUCCCCAGAAUCUGCGCUAACUGUUCGAAAUGAUACGGUUUAUACAAAGAUGAAUGGAUCCUACUCACCCUUAAGCCCAGUAUCAGAUGAUGUACAUGAAUCUGCAACACCUGAUGUGCAAGAUGAAUUCAAGAGUCGACCAAUUAACCACAAAACUCCAGUAGCUGUUCCACCAUAUUCAAACCAUGGUGGCUCAGGAGACUUUGUCACUCGAAGUGAAGAGCAUAGAACGAGAACAUUACAGAAGACAGAGGAAUGUCAGUCUGUUGCCACGCACUGUGGAGAUGGAUUGGUAUCCACCAGGAAAUCAAACGGUUGGCCAAAGAAAUGUUCAUCUGAACAGUCGGAAGUUAUUGCCAAAGUUAACGGAACAAAUAACCACGCUACAGAUGUCAUAAAUUCAGAAACGAAUCAAGAAAAAUUAACAGUGAACGGAAAUUCUCAUGAAACUAAUACAUCUUUGACUCCAUCCUCUGAUAAUAACCUGGAAACUAAAACUACAACCUCCCUAAUUAUUACACCAGUGUCAGAAGCUGUCACGGUCAGUUCUGCAACCACUGAUAUGUCCAUAUCUGUGGAUGAACACCGCACCACACCCACAAACUGACUACCCAAUUAUCAAUGAGUCAUUCGGCAAAAACUCCCAAACCGCAACUGAUGUUACAUCUCAGGGAAUGUCUACAUCUGUGUCUGCCAAUAUAUUGAAUAAUGACUCUGUUCCUAUGGAUAUCUCUGAUACCAACGUUCCGCAAUCAGUUCCUUCUUCAGACAUUGAAACCUUAAAAACAGCAGACAUUGAAACCUUAAAAACAAGUUCUCCAGCUGAACCAAUGGACACUUUACCAGUAACCGCAGCUGCACCAACCACAGAAACUUUGGAUGUACAAACAAGCUUUUCAAGUGACAGCGAUGCGACUCUAAUUGCUUCAAACAGGCAAACAGAAGCUUCCGUUGUAGCAGAUGUAACAAACAUAAACAGUCAACCAUCAAGUACAGUUAGCAUGGUCCCAUCUCUUUGUCUGGCUGCAGGAAGCAGUGAGGCGACCCACAUGGUUAGCCAAGCUGAAACGGUUUUAACAUACAAGGCACGUUCCCCAAUCUCUUCACACUGUGUUUACGAUAGCAAACUGGAGAAUGUGGAGCAGCCGAAUGAGGCAAAACCAGACCUAGUAGCGGACUUAAAAGUGCCAGACCUUCUGGGUCUUGCUCGUGAUUUAAUAACGGGCAAUCACAUGCAGCAUCUCCCUUUGAAGCUUACCAACACUCUACAGGAGUUGGCAGCUUCAUUAACGAGAGGUCAAAGUGAAAAGGUUGAACCAACCGACUCCGUGAAACCUGAACUUCCAACUUCACGUAGACGUUCCUCCAAGAGCUUGAACUUUGAGCCAGAAACACCGGAAACUGUGACAGGCAUCACGAACAUGGCUGAAAUUCGUAACCAGCACCUAUUACAACAUGCGGACGUUGUAAGGAGAAGAGUCUCCUUAGAAGGUCGGCUAAAUUUACUUUCACGCCGUUUAAACCGUAUUCGUGCAGCCAGCUUCUGCAAGCAUCUCUCCACCGAGUUAUCUGAUGUAUCAGAUUCGGUAAAGCCAGAAAAACACCCAAUAAAAUCUUCUCCAAUAAAGACGAGCCUUGUUGCUAAGGAUCUCGAAGUGUGGAGGAAUAUUUUAAGCCGAAAACUUUCAGAUCGUAGACCAUUUACUUCAGAUGGUCAGUCAUUUAAUGGUGCUCUGUCAUCAGAAAACUCAGGUUUACUGCAUUCUAACAAUGCUUUAUUAAGUGGAGUAGCCAAGCCUGUUGGACUGGAGCUUUAUGAGCAGAUCAGAGAUCGGACAGGUCUUGUGAAAAAGGAACUUCACCACCUGACCAAGGUUUUUGAUGGAGAUGUCACAGAUAGCAGUUCAGAUGAAGAAACCACAGAUACUGUGUAUCGGGGUGGGGAAUGUAUUUAUCCUUGUAAUGUGAAGAACUCAUCCACCACACAGGGUGGGCACUUGAACUUAAAAGAGCGGAAACGCUGUGUAACAUCAUCAGCAUCAUGGCGUUGGGCGAACGAACGCACGUCAGUUGCCAAACGAUGGACUUGGUUGCAAGCGCAAGUUUCUGAUCUUGAGUUCAAAAUCCGACAACAUACUGAAAUGCACAGGCAAAUGCGACUUGCAAAGGGCGAGGCUGUUUUCUGUGAGCAACCCCCUCAUACUUCACCUGUUUCUGUGUCAGAUAUUACAAUCCCUGCCAACACCCAGAGUGGCAGUCAAUCCCCCACAACACAAAUAGAUUCAAAAAUUUCCACUAACAAGGGUGGCAACACUGAUUCACCAUCUCCCUUCAACGUCACCAAGCUUGUAAACAACGUGCAUCGACAAACAUCUAACUUGUUGGAUAACCUUUCCCCACUUUCUGCAAGGACUCCUUCACCUUCAGAAAAUUGUCAAGAUGUAAAAAGUGCCACCCCUGAGCCUACCGUAGAAGUUCCACCCACCCACCAACCCACCAGUGGCUUUACCCACUCAUCUGCACGCACACGACCUCUAAGAAGCAAAUUACGCAAGCGACGAAUUGUGUGUCCGCCCAACAUAGAAUUCCUCAACAAAAAGUUGUCUCUGAGGUUAAGCUCAUUUAUGACAAACAACACUAAGUGGUACAAAGAGAAGAAGAGUGGGAAAGAUAAACAGGAGAAAAAGAACAAGAGGAAGCAGAAAGAGGCGAAACGAGAAGAGCGAACAAAAAAUCGAACUAAAUCGGCAAAUGUGGUCCACGAAAGAAGUGAUAAACUCAUCCGUUCAAUGAGCGCUCUUCAGAGGAAUACGUCAAUGGAUGAAAGAUCCUUCGAACCGAGGAAACGCAGAGGAAGUGUACAGUUGAUGGCGGAUUUCAACAAACGAAACCGAGUUGCUUCAGUUGAUUCUGAUGCAGAAUUACAUCAUCAUAGAAGUGGAGCAAGCACUCCAACUGAAGCUACACUUGGUCAUUCGGGCAGCGGAAUCCAACUUCAUGCACUUAUGAAACGCAAGCGAGCAGCCGAUCAGGCUUACGAUAUAAACAACAUCGUUAUUCCACAACAUGGCUUGACUGCCCCUCGUAUUGAGAAGCUUCAAUAUAAGGAGAUUCAAACACCAGGUUGGAGACCCAUACCAAGUGAAGAGGCAACAAAACCUACAGAUAUUUCGCCGCUAGAUGACGCUGAAGAUGUGGUAGAAGACCUGCUCGACACUGCGUACCAGAUCCGACACGAUCGGUACGAGAUAUUGGAAAAAAAGAAGUAUGUAGCUUACAUGGAGUGGUCCAUGAACAAAAAGAAUGGCACACGGGUGAUGAGUCGUGCCAACUUACCCACCACUUCACCCUUCUUUGAUACCCCAUCUUUGCGAGAUAGCCCCACACCAAACAUGGGGUCUCCGGAACUCCCCGUACCCAGCAGCCCCGAAGAAGCUAGCGGUGGUUCCCCUGCCCCUCUUGUUCGUUCAAGGAGAUCUUCCUCCGAUCACAACAACAUCCAAAGAGCAUCGGUGAUGGUCACACCGAUCCCGGACAUGAAACCUCCAUUGCGGGAGUCGCUUUCCUCGGAGGACGGAAGACCAGCUCGUGCUCGGCCGAUGGAGGAGUCGUGGGCUGAACGUUGCUUUCCUCUCAACGAUGAAGAUUUUCACGAGUUAAUGAAAACGCCAGUGGUCGAGAACACGCCUUCAUUUAGCGGAGACAGCAGCAACCGGUUCCGGCCGAUCGGACGCACCGGUCCCGAUACGAACACAGCGUUCAAAUACAAAACCCCGAAGUCAAUCGACGGUUUGCCAGCUAAGCGUCGACGUACGGACUCCACUUUGUCGUCUGUAUCUCGUGACGACGACAGACACAGCGAUUGUUCUACGACUUCGUCUUAUUCAGCGCGUCCUUCGAUCGCGCACAAAGAGGUUUCGCCCACGCAGCCCCGUCGACACAAACCGACGAUAAAGCCCGACUUCUACGUGUACAGCGACCUCGACACUGAUACCGACUCCCAAAGCACCGACUCUGCGGACGAGGAACCCCAAAUAUCAGGCGACGAUCGUCCCGAGCCUUACCAUCGCCACUCAACGAACUCAGCUCGCUGGUUCGCUAAGCCUGUAGACGGCCACGCGUCACCGCCAGUGCACAGGACUCCAACCGUGGAGCAGAAAGGUCCUUUGCUGCUAAAAAUUAAAAAGAAAUAAAAAAACACCACCAUCACCUGCGCAACCACAGAGCACAGCAACCAUAAUACAAAUCUCGCAUUACUGCCACUAUUCCUACCCAUCCGCUCUGUCGUCAUCAUUUCCAAAGUACCAUCUUCGACUGUGCCAUUCUUUCAGUAGCUUUGCUUUCGACUACGAUUUUUCUAUUUCAAAUUUUCGGGCUUGUACAUCGUUUUUAGAAACAGUUCUUUAACCCUUUCGUGUGUUCGUAUAUUACGUACAGGCACGCAAAGGUUAAAUCCUAUGCGUAGAUUAGUCUUGUUAAAUCUUGUUACAUGUUGCAUUACAAUUCAACGAACACGGCUCUUUUUAAUUCUCCUUGAACCCGAUUUCUUCCCGACCGAAGUAGAAUAUAUUUGAAGGUUUCUUUCUGUACAGUCAUGCUUGGGAGAGGUCUGGAAACCGAGUGAUGUCACUUCGACGUCGCUUUUACCGCCUCUCUAAUUCCAUAUCUGCGCCUUUUUACCGCUCUACACAGUGGUUCUGCAACGGACUGGUUCUUUUAAUACACUGCUUCGUGAAUU